Molecule: messenger RNA, 2150 nt
Organism: Drosophila takahashii
Lineage: Eukaryota; Metazoa; Arthropoda; Insecta; Diptera; Drosophilidae
Product: cytochrome b5 reductase 4
Biological process (GO): superoxide metabolic process; generation of precursor metabolites and energy
Cellular component (GO): endoplasmic reticulum
Molecular function (GO): cytochrome-b5 reductase activity, acting on NAD(P)H; heme binding
Source: RefSeq, a predicted model, not a curated record
UCUGACUAAACCAAACAGCUUGUUGAUUCCUGUGGUUAAAGCAUCUAAGGACUCACAAUGUCCGAUCCGUCCCUCAAACCACCCGCCAGCAACACACCAAUGAAGCCUCCCCAGGUGGUGGCUCUUGCAGGAUCAGGCGGUGGCCUCCAGUUGCCCGUAACCGCUCCUCAGAAGCUGAACUCCAAUGGAUCAUCCGCAUCAUCAUCCGCCUCUGGCUCGGCCACCGGGAAUCCCCGCAACAAGUGCGCCCUGAAGCCGGGCUACUCCCUGAUGAGCUGGAUACGGCUGUGCAAUUCUGGAGCGGAUCUGUCGGGAACCGGCGGACGUGUGGUGCCCGUUUCCCGGCUAGAAUUGGCCCGGCACAACAAGGUGGACGACGCUUGGAUGGCGAUUCGAGGUCGUGUGUUCAAUGUCACCCGCUACAUGGACUUCCAUCCGGGCGGAGUGGAUGAACUGAUGCGGGGAGUUGGUCGCGAUGCAACCAAACUUUUCGACGAGGUUCACGCCUGGGUAAACUAUCCCCAAUUGCUGGGUAAAUGCUACGUGGGACCGCUGAAGGAGAAUGAGACAAAGGAACCCAAGGAUAGUCCUCAGAUAACCAGCGUAGCUUUGAAGCCGCCAGAGAUUGUGCCCCGUUUUGAUUGGAUUCAGCAGAGGAGCGAACUUACCCUAAUCUUCUACACCCGCGGCUUUGCUAAUCCUGGACUGCUAAUUUUACAUAAAGAUGCCCUGCAGCUAACUGUACGGAUUCUAGUCCAACACAACUGGCACACCUUUGACUUUCAGCUAACCAACAAGGUGCAAUGGCCGCCAAAGGUAGCGAAAAUCGGUGCGGAGACGGGGAAGAUUGAGUUGGUCUUGGCCAAGGAAGAGGCGGAACCUUGGCCAACAUACGGGACUCAUGUGUCCAGCCAGUUGGACUCGGCUAGCAUACAGGAAGAAAACUACGAGUACGAAGUAACGAGCUCCAAGGAUUUCAAUCACGAUUCCUUCGACUUCCGCCUGCAAAGCGUUCAGCGGGAAGUGCUGAUGCUUCUGCCAGUGGGUUACCAUGUGGAUAUAGAAGUACCACAGGAAGGCGGAGCCAUUCAGCGAAGCUACACACCUGUGGAUCAGUGCUACCUGCAUUUGGAUAAUAACUCCUCUUCUGAUUUAGAAGGCCUAAACUUUCUGAUCAAAAGGUAUCCCAACGGACCCGUCUCAAGUCAUCUGCAUCAGCUCCAAGCUGGUUCCCGCCUCCAUUUGAGUCCGCCACGUGGAACUUUCCAGCUCUCUGAGCUCACUGCACACAGAAACAUUCUACUCCUGGCAGCAGGAAGCGGACUAACGCCCAUUUUGAGUCUAAUUCAACCAGUGCUAAAGAGGAAUACAAAUCGAAUUGAAAGCUUGCAACUGAUGUACUUUAACAAAACCCAAGAAGACAUCUGGUUAAAGGAGAAACUAGAGGAAUUACACGCCCAGGACGAGAGAUUCAGCUGCACAAACUAUCUUUCCCAAGCGGAAAGUAGUCCUCAAAGGAUAUCGCUGGAGCUAUUGACUCCCUUCUUCCAGAAAAAGCAACCGGACAGAUGUACUUAUGUCGCCAUAUGUGGACCAAGUGGUUUCAACACCGCUGCUGUAGAUAUUUUGAAACAGCUCGAUGCUGAGCCCAUGCAAAUUCACGUCUUUCGCGGCUAAAUGAAUAGGUGAUUUCAUUGCGCACUUAAUCUUCAUCACUUUUAUUUACUGUAUAGCAAAUGGUUUCGACUUUUGUUCUUUUUUAUUGUUUUUACAUGUUUUCGUUUUAAUAAUUUAAUAAGUGUGUAACAAAUACUAGAAAGUUGUAGUUGGAUUUGUUUUCAUUUGCUUUUAAACAGGCUCCGUCGUCAAAAUCGCCUCAAACCUACAUAACUCGUUGUCAGCUCGCACUCACUUUUCGCUUAUGUAAAAUUGUAAAUAACCGACAACCAAACAGUAACCAAAUGGAGGGCGGCGCACAAAAAUAAAUAGAAACAGCAGGAUUUGAUAUAUAAAGAAUAUAUAGGAUGUAAAGAAAAGCUGGUUUUACAUUUCAUCGCCAUACCGGAUGGUAUCACUUUCCAGCACAUUGGCGACCUGACCAAAUGACGUUUAAGUAGACAUCCGUACGUGUGAUUGUGUGAUGGUAUGGU